Messenger RNA from Saprolegnia parasitica CBS 223.65, 2257 nucleotides. Its product is annotated as TKL protein kinase. The transcript has a single exon. The record is from RefSeq and is a predicted model, not a curated record. Gene Ontology annotation, biological process: protein phosphorylation; intracellular signal transduction. Gene Ontology annotation, molecular function: protein kinase activity; ATP binding. Bases 73 to 2244 code for a protein of 723 amino acids. Lineage: Eukaryota; Oomycota; Saprolegniomycetes; Saprolegniales; Saprolegniaceae.
CGCAGGUGGAGGUGGAUGCGUUCGCAUCAUCGAUCGCAGAAGCUUGCCACAAUUCAAUUUUGAUCGCCACACAUGUCUGCGCCCCCGGGGGAGGCGGUCCUUGGUGAUGCCUUUUACCAUGACUACCGCAAGGUCCAGGUCGUCAACGUCUUUGGCUACGGCCUCCUCUUGAUCGCAUCGCUCUCGAUCAUCGUGCAUCUCCGACGGACGCGGUCCACGGCGUACCUCGGCGACAUGGAGGCUGCCAAGAAAGUUCUGCUUCCGGCUUUUGAGCCGCUCUUGUGGAUCCUCGCCGCCGUCGCGUUCGGCUACAGUAGCUUCUACCUUGGUGCGGCGGUCGCCAGCUACUCGGGCCCGCUCUCGUCGCCCGUGUACGCCGAAGCACUCUAUAUGCCGCGUCAGUUCAACAGCUACCUCGUCGUCGCCUACCUCAGCCAGCCGAGCUUGUCGCUGCCGUCAAUGCAUCGUGCGCUCGCGAUUGCAGUCGUCUUGGCGGCCGGCGCGCCGCUCAUUGCGCUCGUCGCGGUCGCGCUGGAGACCGACUCGCACGUCCGGUACAUCCUCCUCACGAUCUACCGGUCGUUCAUGGUCCUCGGCUUUCUCUACCGCUUUGUCUACCCGGGCUCGCGCGCCAAUCGCCGCGCGUGGCGCAUCUUCCUUAGCUUCGUGCUCGUCUACUACGCGAGCUUCUUCUCGCAGACGUACAUGUUUUACAAAGACUUCUCGACCGAAGGCACGUUCUUCCUCUUCACGACGUCGUUCUGGUACGUCUUGGCGCCGUUCGCCAUCUGGCAGCUCCUCAAGGCCGACACGGAGCACUGGCGCGGCGUCGGGCGCCAAGCCAUUCUGCAGCACCCGACAACGAAAGUCCACGAAGUCGUGUCGGCCCAAGGUCUGCAUGUCUUGCUCGAAGUGCACCAGCGCGACGUGAUUGAUUUCGCGCACCUCAAGAUCGACGACAAGAUCGGCGUGGGCGCGACCUCGGACGUCUACAAGGGCCUGCUUCGGUCCUCAACGCGCGUCGCGGUCAAGGUGUACACGCCCAACGAGAUUUCCGAAGCGACGAUCGCCGAGUUUUCCCAAGAAACCGCGCUCUGCGCGGCGCUCAAGCACCCGAACAUCGUCGCGUUCUACGGCAUGUGCGUUGCGCCGCCCGCGAUUUGCCUCGUGUCCGAGCUCUGCGAGUGCUCGCUCGACGCGCUUCUGACGCAGCCCCGGCCCGCGUACACGGACCCGCUGCUCGCCCAAGUGACGCUCAUGCUGGACGCGGCCCGGGCCGUCGCGUACCUCCAUAGCUUUUCGCCGCCGUUCUUGCACCGCGAUCUCAAACCGGCCAACUUUCUACUAGACACAAAUCAUGUGCUCAAGCUCACGGACUUUGGCGAGUCGCGCAGUCUCUCGACGCGCGCGAUGACCAUCAAGGGCACGAUCGAGUACAUGGCGCCGGAAGUCAUCGAAGGCAAGCAAGGCGUCGCGACGUACACGCAUGUGGCCGACGUCUACUCGCUCGCGAUCACGCUCUGGGACAUUUUGCACCCGGGCCGCGAAAAGUACCCGGUCGGCCGCCAGAACCCGCUCAAGAUCUUUGAGAUGGUGCUCGAUGGGCAGCGCCCGCCGCUCGACCACGAGCUGCACCCGCUCUUGCGGGAUGUGCUCGAGAGUGCUUGGUGUUCGCAGCCCGAGUACCGCCCGUCGGCCGUCGCGAUCGUCCAAGCCCUCGAACAAGUCCAGGAAGAGCUCUGCGGCAUCGUUGCGCAGAACCUCCUCCGCGUCAUCAAGUGCCUCGGGCCGCGCUUGGCGGCCACGGGCGCCGAGCUCACGCACUGCUUGAUCCAAAACGAGUAUGCGUUCACGGUGGCCGAAGCGACGCGGCUUGGGAACGCGCUCAUGGACGCGGGUCUCUUGCACCACGAGACGCACGAGCGCGCGUUUGAGGACUCGGCGACGACCACGUACUUCUUCCACGAGCAAGCGAUCGAGCUCAGCCAGCCAUGCGUGCUCCUCUCCAAGGACAAGUCGAACGACGGCGGGGAUAGCAACUACAACGCCGACCUCCUCGAAGCCGGGUGUCGCUGCCGCCAGCACGCGCAAGGGCACGUGCCGCAGACAAAAACAAAGUGGUAUCAACGCCCGCGGAAGGACGUGCGCACAAAAGUAAACGCGCUCACCGUACACUUGCUCAACGACCUCGCCGAAGACGACGCGCUGCACAAGGUCUCCGACACAACGUCGCUCUCGGGGUAGUUCAUGUAGUGUC